Molecule: messenger RNA, 2442 nt
Organism: Hyaloscypha bicolor E
Lineage: Eukaryota; Fungi; Ascomycota; Leotiomycetes; Helotiales; Hyaloscyphaceae
Exons: 2
Coding region: 89-2170 (693 amino acids)
Source: RefSeq, a predicted model, not a curated record
GCCCUUGCCUUACUUCCCUGAUCUCUCCCACGGAUGGAAAUACAUAUUUCAGUUCUUCCAAUCCAAGAAUCAUAAGGCUAUUCAAGCAAUGGAGGCCGACAACCUCCGUACAGCGUCGCUGUACAUCAAUAACCAGCUUCUGUCGCGAGGACUGCUGCGAAAUGGGCAGAGCAUUGAGUUUGCGCGACCGGAUAAGGGCGAAGGAGGGCUAGAGGCUACGAUGGGAAAGAUCAUGAGCGUGGUCAAUGAUUUGAUUUUACGAAGAGAUCGCGAUGCCACACAACGCGAAACUCUUACAACGACGAUUCGCACAUUACGCGCCGAUUCUCUGCGACAAACUACUGAUCUUGAGCGGUUGCAAGGCAAGUACGUUGAGGCGCAACGGAAGUUGGGGCUGGCCGAGGCGACGGAGCGCGCCAUGAAGCUCCAGAUGAAGAGCGCAGAACAAGCACAAAGGGGGCUGAAAGAGGAAAUGGGCCGAAUGAAGCUUUUGGUUCAACAAACGCGGAAUCAAUGUGCGGUGGAAGUCAGAAAGAGGGAACGCGUAGUGGAAGGGCUGAAGAAGCAUGUUGGUGAUGGGCGAGUCAGAGGUGGUGGGAAAACAGUCGGCGUCAGGGAAAUCAAUGUCGUUGCCGGUGUUGGAGCUGAACAGCAACAAGGGAGCGCAAUGGGUGUAAAUGACGAGAGAUAUGACUUGAGAAGCGAAACAAACGAGUUUUUGACUGAAUUGGCGAGGGGGCUCAGCGAGGAGAACGAGAACAUGACCGCCCUGGUGAGGCGGACAGUGGACACCCUGAGAUCGUUGAGUGGCUGUGAGAAGGAGGGUGAGAUCCACCAAGAAGGAGGGAUGGUUGUGCCUAUCGAGAUGGGAUAUGAAAACUUGACCCAGGAGAUGGAUGCUGUGAUUGAGCAUCUGAGGAAUCUCCUUACGAACCCGAGCUUCGUGCCGUUAGAGGAAGUGGAAGUCCGCGAAGAAGAAAUUAUUCGCCUAAGGGAAGGCUGGGAAAGAAUGGAGAGCAGAUGGCGAGAAGCUGUGCAAAUGAUGGAUGGCUGGAGAAAGCGGAUGGCGAGAAGUGGGCAAACGGUCAACCUGGAGGAAUUGAAGAUGGGAUUAAUGCUAAGCCCUCUAAAGCCCAAAGAGGAAGAAAAUUACAACGCCCACCAACUUUCGACACUCAUGGAAGAAGGGGAAGGGGAUACACAGGCAGAUAUUGAUGCAAUGGAAGAUGCAGAACCGAUGGAACCAAACUUCGAUGAUAUGGACGAAUCCGAUCUCUCCAGUCUCUUCGAGGAUGAGCCAGUAGAAGAAAUGGAAGAGGCGUCUUUGGAGCAGGAAGAACAGAAUUGGACUGUGCAUUCUGUGUCCACCACAUCAAUGGGGCCUGCACCUCAAUUGUCUCCUCUUCGAGAAACGAGCGGCAAUCGGCCCUCAGCGCCGAAUCUUCCACGAACUGAGAAGGAUGGUUUCACAACAAUUGUAGAGGAGAAUACAUAUGAUCUUCUCCAGCUGGAUGAGCUGUCUUCGGCGAAGCACAAAUCCACACCUCGGCCCCAACGCAGAAAUGACUCGGCCGGCAAGUUGUCAACGCCCCCAGAAGACGAGAUCUCCCUCCUCAAGACAUCAGAAGCGAGUCAAGCACAACAAUCAAGAUCAUCGUCCACAUCACCACGAAAACCAUCUCGGCCGACACUAAAACCUGCUUCAACUCCACGCCUACGAACAGAUAAUUCGAGUAGGCUUCCUCGGCCCAGAGAAAACGUAAUGCCGCAACAGAGUCCAUUAACAAUGGCCAGUAUAGCUGCCAAACUUGCAGCUAGCGAACGAGAGGCCGAUGCUGCGAGAGUGAGAGCUAAGAUCAAGGCUGCCAGGAUGAACAGGACAGCUGCUCCUGCUCAAGCAAGUUCUGAUCCAAAACCAAUGCCCCCGCCACCUCGGAAAGUAGGAGUGGAAGAGGAACCUGUCAAGAGAGCGGCUACAACUAGCACUGCAGACACCGAGGCAAUUAGAGAGGAUGGAGACAAUGAUGGUAGAAGCAGGAAGCGAAAGGCCACAGGGCGGAAUCAAGGUGGUCGAGCGAGUCGGAGGAGAAGUACGUUGAGUCCGUGGGAAUUAGAGAGCUUGAUAUUAGGCCAGGUAGGACAGGCUUCGCCUGCGAAAGGAGAGAGUUAGUGUUUCUUGCUCUGGCUACGAGUUCCUGCGGGUUCAGAACCCUAGGCAACACGACCACGGCCUUGAGAUCUGAUAACAGCUCCCGCGGUUGAGGAAACCCAGGCAGCACAGUAUCAGUCGCUGGGAAAUUAGAGUACUCCGGUUUGUAGUAAGUGGUUGUACAUGGGUUGAUGGCGUUUGGGCUGGAUUGGGAUAUUCAUUGGAUUUUAUGAGUUGAUGAGAGUAAUGAGUUGUAUAGAUUCUUGUCUAAUAUGAUAUCUUAUCACAUUACC